Messenger RNA from Harpegnathos saltator (Jerdon's jumping ant), 2580 nucleotides. RefSeq lists its product as uncharacterized. Bases 744 to 2021 code for a protein of 425 amino acids. The transcript is spliced from 3 exons. Lineage: Eukaryota; Metazoa; Arthropoda; Insecta; Hymenoptera; Formicidae. The record is from RefSeq and is a predicted model, not a curated record.
UGCGCGAGUACCUUUACACUGCUGAGUAAGAGAAUACCCGGCAGGCCGGCGUAAUAAGCUUAUGAUACAUGAAGCCUCGUCUCCCUAAAGCGCGGAUCUCUCACGGGGAAACUCUGGAGUGCUACAACUUUACACGUUGAAGCUAUUGUUGCCGAUCGCCGCACCUUCGUCCACUGUCCACGUCGGUUAAAAAGAGAGAAGCUGACUUCGCUAUCACCUUUACCUGUUUCCCCGCGCAACUCUUUUAUCUCGCGCGCAUGCGCGCCCCGUUUUGACAGACACCAGCAUGAAAGGUGCCGACAAGGAAUUGCGUUAGUGUGCGCGCACUGUGUUGGGGCAUCGAUCUACGAGGUCUCUCACAUAACGCAGGUUCGGCGACGGCGACGGACGUGGAACCGGGAAAAGGCAGCGGCACGUAACGAGGGUUUCAUUAUCAGCUACGGUGAUUUCACGCUAGCGAGCGCGAACCGGCGCGCAUAUGCGUGUGCGAGAGUGAUCGGAUAGGCGUGUCGUACCGGCUGCAACGUCUCGGCAUCCGUCACUUGUUUAACAGCGGCCACACCAGCAGUCACACCAGUGCCGUGUUAACGCUGGCCUGUGCGUUUCAGCGGACAUCGAGCGUCGUCGAAAUUGACCGUUAGCGGAGAAGAAGUAGAAGUAGAAGAAGAAAAAGAGAAGGGAAGAGAGAGAGAGAGAGAGAGAGAGAGAGAGAGAAAAAGAGAGAGACCAGCUGAGGAGGAGUCAUGUCCGAUUUGGACGACGAGACCGACACUUCGUGCGGGGAGGAGCAGGUCAUUUCGGACUGGGAAGUCCGAGAGGAGUGGCUCGAGAGCUUGUUCACCAAGUAUCAUGGGGAGAAGGUCAGGAUCCUACGGUUCGAAGCGAAACCCGAGUGCACCAGCGAAGGUGCACUGAGCUCCAUCACUAGCGUUUGCGUUAAAUACUGGCUGAAUGCUUGUCAAAAUAAGUACCUGAGGCCGAUUAUCAUAAAACAGCUACCUAAGGAUCCGUUCAGCCGUUUCUUCGUCACCGAGGGCCAGUUCGAUCUCCGAGAGAUCAAAUUUUACACGCAGGUAAUGCCGGAUUUAAAGAGUUUUAAGGAGAGACAGAUUCCCAAGAUGAGCAGCUUCGAGACAGACAUCAAAUUGUCGGUCCCGAUAUGCUUUGACGCUCAUUAUAUUCCCGCAGGCGGGACCGACGACAGCCCGGUGCCGCCGGAAUCGAUACUAGUGUUGGAUGACGUGCGUGAUGGUCGCAAGAGCGUCAAAUUUUCAGAAGGACUGACCCGCGUUCAAACGCAGGCCGCGCUAGACGCCAUCGCCUGUUUCCAUGCUCACUCGUUGGCGAUGAAAGUCGUGGACGGGCAGUCUCUACCGGAGCGUUAUCCGUUUCUCUUUCAAACAGGAAAGGCGACCGACUCGUAUCAACAAUUGGUGGAGCGCGGCUUACCACAGCUGGUGCAUUUUCUAGAGAGCAGGCCGGGUCUGGACGCGAUCCUUGAGAUCCUGUUGACUCUACGACCCCGUACCAAAGAUAUAAUCUCGUCUCUACUGGCCCCAGACGGCCCGAUGGCGCUGAUUACUCACACCGACUUCUGGAGUAACAACCUGAUCUUCACUCACGAUCAGGUGAACCCGUACUGUUAUAUCGUCGAUUGGCAAAUGGUCACUUACAGUCGACCGACGAAUGACGUGGCGCUGCUGAUACUGAGCUCAGUGCCGACCGAGACGCGUCGCAAGUACAUUGACCUGUUUCUGGACAUGUACUGGAGCAAACUCAACUUCACGUGCUCGUGUCUCGGCGUGGAUAUUCAGAAAGACUUGGAAUAUACUCGAGAAGACUUCAACAAGGACUACAGAAGAUCUCAGUUGCUGGCGCUUUUACUUUGUAUCGGUUCCGUGGACGUUGCGCUCGGUGAUCCCCGCACUGAGCAACGACUGCUCGACGUUCUCGAAGAUCUGUACAAAGACGGCGUGCUGACGGACGAAGCUAUCGUCACGACGAACGAGGCGGAUUCUUAAUCAACGCUGCCACCGUCGAUUCACCGAACGCAGCGCCGAACUAACGUUUCUAUCCCGGGCUGUGACUCGAAGCGAGGAUGAUCAUACGAAGCGAUAAACACUUUGAUAGCCCAUCCGUAGCUUAAAGACGCGAUCUUGGUGUUCCCGAUCGAACGGAGAUUCAAGCUAGAGCAACGACGCGAACAACACGAGCGCUGAAGGAGGGUAGUUGCGAAAAUGUUUGCCGGCGGCAAACGCCGGAAGAAUAUAGUGGACGUUAGAAACUUGUGUUAUACUCGGUCUCUUCACUACGUGACGAAAUACUAUAGACGAGCGAGGGGAAAUCGAUCGAAGUCAGUAUGCUUAAACACGACACGAUAGAUGUCUCGGUUAUACAUUAGUGUAAGCUUUGACAUCCUGUUGGAUAUUACUCCUUAAAAGCUAGAGCGACACACACUUUAAUGACUAACUCGUGCAAGAAUCACCUUGCCAAUGCGAUGAAAGUCUCAAAAGUAAGGUAGGAUACAAUCGGAAGCACGUUUUUUCUAAGUGGUGUUACGCAAUAAAGAGAUUGACUUUA